Molecule: messenger RNA, 1813 nt
Organism: Puntigrus tetrazona (Sumatra barb)
Lineage: Eukaryota; Metazoa; Chordata; Actinopteri; Cypriniformes; Cyprinidae
Gene: asmt
Product: acetylserotonin O-methyltransferase
Biological process (GO): melatonin biosynthetic process; methylation
Molecular function (GO): acetylserotonin O-methyltransferase activity
Source: RefSeq, a predicted model, not a curated record
UGAAUUAUUUUCAUAUUGGGUGAACCGACCCUUAAUAUGUUUUAAAGCAAAGUGAGUAAAAUGUUCUUAAUGAGUAGAGUUGGUUAGUGUGCUGGUAAUCCUGCCGUGGAUCUUCAGCUCGGGAUGAUCCCGUUGUUUUUCUGAAUCUCCAUCUGCUUCAUUCAUCCACUCUUCUCUGAACAAGCAGCUUCUUGCUUUGAGUUUAAAGCAGGUCUGUGUGUGUUCAAUCUGGACGCUGAUAAUCUGUGUAAUCUGAUUAUGUGUGUGUAAGAGCCCGUGUUUCUCCACGCUUCACACACACACACACACACACACAGACGCCGCUGGUCAUGGCCGGAGAGGAGCUGUAUCCGAGGAAGAUCCUGCAGUACAUGGAGGGCUUCCUGGUGUCCAAGGCUCUGUUCAGCGCGUGUGAGCUGGGUGUUUUCGUGCGUCUGCAGGGCUCUCAGUUGUCUGCGUCUGAUCUGGCUCUGUCUCUGGGUUGUAGCGAGGACGGGACGGAGCGUCUGCUGAACACCUGUGUGAGUCUGGAGCUGCUGACCGCUAACACUGACCCCUGCGGGACAGUUGUUUACAGUAACACAGAGAUGUCCAGCAUGUUUCUGGUCCGGUCCAGUCCGAGGUCUCUGUAUCAGUCGAUCGAGUACAGCUCCAGGACCAUCUACCAGUGCUGGCUUUACCUGAGCGACGCCGUCCGAGAAGGGAAGAACCAGUAUGAGAAGGCUUUCGGAGUGAACUCCAAAGACCUGUUUGAAGCCAUGUACAGGUCUGACGAGGAGAUGCUGAAGUUUAUGCAGCUGAUGAACUCUGUGUGGAACAUCUGCGGUCGUGACGUGAUCACAGCAUUCGAUCUGUCUCCAUUCAGAAGCAUCUGUGAUCUCGGAGGCUGCAGCGGAGCUCUCGCCAAACUGUGUGUGUCGGCCUUCCCCGAAUCAACCGUCACCAUCUUUGACCUUCCCAAGGUCGUGAGGACCGCCCAGCAGCACUUUGUGUCCAAUCGAGACGAGCGGAUCUGCUUCUGUGAAGGAGACUUCUUUAAGGAUGAGCUUCCUCAGGCUGAUCUCUACAUUCUGGCCAUUCUGCAUGACUGGACCGACCAGCGGAGUGUGGAGCUGCUGGCCAGGAUUUACCAGUCCUGUAGACCAGGUGGAGGUGUUCUGCUGGUGGAGGCUCUCCUCUCGGAGGAUAACUCAGGUCCUCUGACUGCUCAGCUGUAUUCUCUGAACAUGUUGGUUCAGACGGAGGGUCGCGAGCGGAAGGCUUCAGAAUACUCUGGUCUGCUGAGGUCUGCUGGAUUCCCACGCGUCCAGAUCCACGGCACCGGGAAGAUCUACGACGCCAUCCUGGCCACCAAAUGAACACACACUCCACACACUCCACACACUCCCAAAGGAAUGAUCACAAAGGAAAUACUACUUUCAUUUUUCUACACUUAAACUAUGUGUUACUUAACGUUUCUAAUCGUGAAAUUUACCAGAAGUUUCUGAGUGAAAAUUAUUUCUACACUGUUUUUUUUUUUUUUUCAGAAUCAUCCUGAACUUUUUGCGACCUCAAUCCCUCCUGAAUUUACAGCAUUUUAAAUCUUACGAGCUGAAAUCCACAAACUGAAUGACAAAAAAAUAUGAUUUAAAUAUGAUUUGAAGGAUGCAAUCAAACCAAAAUUUAUUCAGAUACUGAGAAAAAAAGUAAUAAAAUAUGAGUUAAACUGAUGUUGAUAAUGUCAGAUAAUAUUAAAGGUUUGUAAAGAAUUGUGUUGAAUGUCUCUCAACCAGUGACUGGAAAAAGAUCAUAUCAGCUAUUAAAGAAAACCACG